AUGCAGCUCGCUCCUAAGAUUUCGGGCAAGCACGACCCGAACAGCCAAAAUGAGGCUCACGUCGAGAACCUCACAAACGCCCUCCCCGGACUCAACGAGAAGGAUGCCGUUGCCGUCGCGGCGGCCGGAGGCUGGGAGGUUGACGCUCUGAUCGACAGCUUGGAGCGCGAGAUCGAAGCCGAAGGUGGAAUCAAGAAGGGCAUUUUCGAUCUCGAAUUCAAGAACACCAAGUACUUCACCUGGCUCAUCGUUGCCUUCGCCUCCAUGGGUGGUCUCCUGUCCGGUCUUGAUCAGUCUCUGAUUUCCGGCGCCAACCUGUUCCUCCCCAAGGAUCUUGGUCUUAGCGACCGCCAGAACAGCUUGGUCAACUCUGCUAUGCCUCUUGGUGCCGUCGGUGGUGCCCUUAUUCUCAGUCCCUGCAACGAAUACCUCGGAAGAAGGAUGUCCAUCAUCAUCUCCUGCGUUCUCUACACCAUUGGUGGUGCUCUCUGCGCUGGUGCCAUGAACUUUGGCAUGAUUGUCUCUGCUCGUGUCAUUCUUGGCAUGGGUGUCGGUCUCGAGGGUGGUACUGUCCCCGUUUACGUUGCCGAGACUGCCGAGCGCCGCAUCCGUGGUAACGUUGUCUCGCUAUACCAGUUGAACAUCGCCUUGGGUGAGGUUCUGGGUUAUGCUGUUGCUGCCAUGUUCCUUCACGUUCCCGGCAACUGGCGCUGGAUUCUCGGCUCCUCCCUGCUCUUCUCGUCUAUCAUGUGGGCCGGUAUGCUCUUCCUGCCCGAGUCCCCCCGUUACCUCAUGCACAAGGGCAAGACGCUCGAAGCCUACAAGGUGUGGAAGCGCAUCCGCGGUACCUCUACUCCCGAGGCCAGGGAGGAGUUCUUCGUUAUGAAGGUCUCUGUCCUUGACGAGAAGCAGGUCGUCGCGGAGGGUGCGAAGAACAAGCGCUUCCCUUGGAUGGACUUCUUCACCGUUCCUCGUGCACGCCGCGCUUUGAUCUACGCCAACAUCAUGAUUCUUCUUGGUCAGUUGACUGGUGUCAACGCUAUCAUGUACUACAUGUCGAUUCUGAUGCAGCAGAUCGGUUUCAACGACGAGAAGGCCACUUACAUGUCCCUUGUCGGCGGUGGUUCUUUGCUCAUUGGUACCAUUCCUGCCGUCUUGUACAUGGAGAAGUUCGGUCGUCGCUUCUGGGCCAACACCAUGCUUCCCGGUUUCUUCGUCGGUCUCAUCAUCAUCGGCGCCAGCUACCAGAUCCCCACCACAACAAACACUACCGGUGCAGUUGCUUGCUACCUUGUUGGUUUGGCCAUUUACAUGAUGUUCUUCGGCUGCUACGCUUGCCUUACCUGGGUUGUCCCCUCUGAGGUCUACCCAACCUACCUCCGUUCCUACGGCAUGACCACGUCUUCUGGCCUUCUGUUCCUUUCUUCUUUCAUUGUCACCUACAACUUUACUGCUAUGCAGGAAGCCAUGACCCGCACGGGCCUCACUCUGGGCUUCUACGGAGGCAUCGCCAUCUUGGGAUGGUUCUACCAGCCGACGAGGGAAAUCAUCGCUGAGAACAUGAAGAACAUGUUCAAGUUUGGACGGGGUGAGAGAGCGCCUGACGCCGAAAUGGAAGUUAACGAGAAGGAAGGAAAUAAGGAGACCCUUGCCUAA
Molecule: messenger RNA, 1656 nt
Organism: Colletotrichum karsti
Lineage: Eukaryota; Fungi; Ascomycota; Sordariomycetes; Glomerellales; Glomerellaceae
Product: sugar transporter
Exons: 4
Coding region: 1-1656 (551 amino acids)
Biological process (GO): transmembrane transport
Cellular component (GO): membrane
Molecular function (GO): myo-inositol:proton symporter activity
Source: RefSeq, a predicted model, not a curated record